AUGACUCAAAAUAUAUCUAGUUUGACAAAGUUAAAACUUGCACAAUGUCUCGCUGAAAUCUGGAAAGAGUUUGCAGAAGAAAUCCCUUUACCAAAAUAUAAGAUAGCUUCUAUUGAACAAGAACAAAAACUGUUAGUAGAAAGAGCUCAUCGUGUACUUACUUUUUGGUACCAAUCUGAUCCUGAUGCAUUUAAUGAAAACAACAUAAAAAUGAAGUUAAAAAGUUUAAAGCGGAAUGAUAUAAUUAGAGCUGUGUUUGGAGAAGAAGAUGAUCAACCUGCAAAACCCAAAGAAACAAACGUCUCUAAAGUUGAGGACCUUUCUUAUCGUCAGAUUCGUGUGCUUUCAGACUUCUUAGAUCCUGACUAUGGGUGGGAAGAAUUUGCCCAUCACCUUUUUGAACAUGACAAUGAAAUGAUAAAUGAAAUACAAAAGCUUCGUCAUGAGUAUGCUGGAGGUGGUAACCCUGCAUACCUGUUCUUAAAACAAUUGCUUCAAAGAAGGCCGAACAUACUUUUGAAUGAAUUUUUGGAUGCUUGUAAGGAAGUAAAGAGAGCAGAUAUCAUACACUAUGCAAAUGAAAAUUUUAGUGGAAUUAGUUAUAUCAGCGAAUUAGAUAAAAACCAACUAAGAGAUUUCGCCGAUAAGGUACGUGGAAAUAUAGUUCCAAGUAAUUGGGCUGAAAUCGCAAGCGAGUUUGGCGAGUUUUCUUCUGAAGAUAUAAAAAGAAUAGAACUUGAAAGGCUGGCUCCAAAUAGUUAUAGUCCGACGAAAAAAUUGUUUGAAAAGCUUAAACAAAUUCAUCCAAAUAUGGAGUUAGAUAAUUUAAUAAAUGUAUGUGAAAAAAUCAGGAGGAAAGAUGUUGCUAAUAAACUUCGUGAAUUUGCAAUAAAUAAUAGCAGCAUAGCGCAAUAG
This is a messenger RNA of Hydra vulgaris (swiftwater hydra), 915 nucleotides long. Its product is annotated as DODE. Gene Ontology annotation, molecular function: protein binding. The record is from RefSeq and is marked provisional. Gene Ontology annotation, biological process: signal transduction. Lineage: Eukaryota; Metazoa; Cnidaria; Hydrozoa; Anthoathecata; Hydridae.